UCAAUUGGGUUCCCACGAAACGGUGGGGCCCAUCGUGACCAGGAGACAAGCAAAAAAAAUGGGAAAAGGCUGGUUAACUUGUGUCUCGGUGUCAUGUUUAUCUCCACGAAGAGACAAAAAGCAACAAAAAGCCGAGAAAGAGAGAAAAAAUGGUUUGUUAACAAAGAGUAGAGAAUCCUUUGAAUUUCCUGUGGAGAGACUCACAAUCGAGCCUCACUCCUUUAUUACUCGGACGUCGCCUCCUCCUCCUCCGUUGCCCGAUUUUGCUCCUCAGCCAUUGUUGCCACCAUCGUCCCCUCCUCCUCCUCCCCCUCCCCUUCCGGCUUCUGCCAGUAAUAAAGGUCAUGGCGAAUCCAAAGAAGCAAAGACAAGACAAGCUCUAGCUAUUGCAUCGGCUGUGGCAGCCGAAGCAGCUGUAGUUGCUGCACAUGCUGCUGCGGAGGUUGUGCGUCUUACAACGACCUCAACACAUCAAACAAAGGAAGCAACUGCCGCAAUCACUAUCCAAAAUGCGUAUAGAUGUUACAAGGCAAGGCGCACUCUAUGUGUGCUACGAGGAAUGGCCAGACUGAAGACGUUGCUGCAAGGAAAAUACGUCAAAAGACAGAUGAACGCGAUGCUUAGCUCAAUGCGAACUCUUACACGUUUACAAACACAGAUUCAAGAGAGGAGGCAUCGGUUAUCUGAAGAGAACAAAGUUCGUCACAGGUUAAUCCAGCAAAAGGGUCACCAGAAAGAAUACCAUCAGAAUCAGAAUUUGGUUAUUGCGGGAGAUUUUGAUUCCAGCAAUAAAUCAAAAGAACAGAUCGAAGCAAAGUUUGUGAAUCGAAAAGAAGCUUCUGUAAGACGUGAGAGGGCUUUGGCGUAUGCUUACAGUCAUCAGCAAACGUGGAGAAACUCUUCAAAACUUCCACACCAGACUCUGAUGGACGCAAACACUCCUCAUUGGGGUUGGAGUUGGCUUGAACGGUGGAUGGCUUCUCGUCCGUGGGAUCCUCAAUCAAACGAAGAUCAAGCAUCCCUCAAAAACUCUCUUAAACGCAAAAACUCCACCAAUACUUCUCCUGCAAGAACUAAAACAGUAAAGUCAGCCAGCCAGAAAGCUAUCAAGUGGCCUACAAACAAUGAUUCCAAGAGCGAGGGGAUUCACCGCAGGCACAGUAUCGGUGGUGGGUCAUCCACAAAUGUCAAAGAUGACGAGACCGUUGGUAGCUCUUUGUCACGCAGAAGUUCCUUUGGUAAAACGGAAACUGUGAAAUCAAAUGCUGGUGUGGAAACAACAACCAACUUGAGUAACCCACAACCUUCGAAAAAAUCCAAGGCAAGUAUGGGAACAACCAAAAACAUGAAUAACACGCAUGCUAUGAAAUCAAUGGCUAGGGUGGGAACAUUAGGAAUCUUUGGUAAGAAGCAAGAUGUGAAAUCCAAGGUUAAUGCGGGAACAACAAGCAACUUGGGUUUCCAAAAGAAGAAGGUUGUGUCUGAUGAUAAGAAGGAACCUCCGCAAAUGGUAUUGUCAAAGAAGAGGCUUUCAUCUUCUACUUCACUUGGGAAAACGAAGAAAUUGUUAAAUUCAGACAAAGCAACAACAGGUGGUGCAAAUGGAGAAAAAAAAAGAAGAAAUGGUGGUAGCAGUUAGCCUAAAGUUAUAGCCUUUUCAGACAAAGAGGUUGCUUUGGUGGCGAUUAAUAGAAUCAGCAUCUCAAAUCCGAGAUUUGUUUUCAAUCGAACGCAAAUACAAAAGUGAGGGAAAAAAAAGAUUGUAUUUUCGUUCUUGUCUUUGGGUGAGUAUAAAUUACUACUAUCUGUUUGGGUUUGGCUU
Molecule: messenger RNA, 1822 nt
Organism: Eutrema salsugineum
Lineage: Eukaryota; Viridiplantae; Streptophyta; Magnoliopsida; Brassicales; Brassicaceae
Product: protein IQ-DOMAIN 1
Molecular function (GO): protein binding
Source: RefSeq, a predicted model, not a curated record